Messenger RNA from Debaryomyces fabryi, 1059 nucleotides. Its product is annotated as ditrans,polycis-polyprenyl diphosphate synthase. Lineage: Eukaryota; Fungi; Ascomycota; Pichiomycetes; Serinales; Debaryomycetaceae. The transcript has a single exon. The coding region runs from base 1 to 1059 and encodes 352 amino acids. Gene Ontology annotation, cellular component: dehydrodolichyl diphosphate synthase complex; endoplasmic reticulum membrane. Gene Ontology annotation, molecular function: ditrans,polycis-polyprenyl diphosphate synthase [(2E,6E)-farnesyl diphosphate specific] activity. The record is from RefSeq and is a predicted model, not a curated record.
AUGACUACAGAUAGGGCGCAGACAAGAUCAGAAGGAAAUAUUGCGGCAGAAGUGGACAAAGUUGGCAGUUCGGGGCCAUUGGGCACCGAUUUGGGUCAGGAGCAGACAGAACGCCAACGACCACCUAACAGUGAUGGAACACGUAGUUUUAUAAAGGAUGUGAGUGGAUUGACACGCAACUUGGUGCACGGAGAUGAAAAGUGCUGGGAGACGGUUUCGGGGUCGCUUUUGAGCAUAUUAACGUUUUACUUGAGCCAUACAGUGUUGCUUGGGAUCUUCUUUUGUAUCUCGAUAUACAAGAACAUCGAAUACAUAUACAGAAGAAUAUAUUUGAAGUUUUUGACACUCGCAUACUACCCCAAUAAGACGCCGCAGUUAAUUCGGGACGAUGUGAACAAGUUAACCAAGUUACCAAAGCGGGUGUCGUGUAUUUUGGACUUGAAGGAUGACGACGAUGAAAACGGAGGAGUGGAAGGGCUCAUCAACGACAUCAGUGAGCUUACAGCGUGGUCUAUUCUGGCGGGUAUUCCUGUUUUAUCCGUCUACGAAUACACGGGGAUAGUUCAGCACCACUUGCCUGAAUUGUGUCGUUAUAUCAUUAAGAAUUUAUCAGUGUAUUUUGGAACCGAGUCCGUUCCGGUGUUUUCGAUUAGGAUCCCCCAUUCGAAUACCGUGAUUUACAGUAACAACCUCCAACAAUCUCCCUCAUUUGAAAUACCUGCAUCGAUCGAUUUGGAAAUCUCGUUGUUAUCAAAAAUCGAUGGCAAACCUACAAUUAUCGAAUUGACCAAAAGUAUGUGCGAAUUGGCUGUCAACAAGGAGUUGUCAAUAAAGGAUAUCACCAUCGACUUGAUUGACGAAGAGUUGAUUGAAUUAGUAGGCGUCGAACCCGACUUGUUAAUCUGCUUCGGCCCUUCGUUGGACUUGCAGGACUAUCCUCCAUGGCACAUCCGAUUAUCGGAAAUCUUCUGGGAGGUCGAUAAUCAAGAUGUUAACUACUCAAUAUUUAUUAGGGCUUUGCAGAAGUAUUCGAAUUGCAAGGUCAAUGUCGGAAAAUGA